Molecule: messenger RNA, 696 nt
Organism: Symbiodinium necroappetens
Lineage: Eukaryota; Dinophyceae; Suessiales; Symbiodiniaceae
Source: the annotation of a GenBank genome assembly
AUGGGAAAGCGCGGUGCAGCUCCCGCAGGUCCAGCAUGGAAGAAACAGCGUGGUGCGACCGUGCGGAGCAAGAUAAACACCGUCAUAGCGGCGCUGCGCGACACCAAUCUGGAAAGCGAGGCAACAGAGAUCUCGCGAAAGAUGCUUGCAGAGGGUGCAGUCGCUGCGCUCUCGCAAAUGGUGGAAGACAGGCAUCCCAUGCAGACAAGGGUUGGCGACUUCAUCAAAGAGACGCUGGAAGACAUCGCAGCACGGCUUCAGGGGAAGGUCGAUGAUGCGAAGAAGUCCGUGAGCACCAUGGAGUCGGAGCUCGAAGUCCAGAAGGCACAGCUGCAGGCCGCCACGGACGAACUUGCUGAGGCCAAAGAGAAGGUGACGAAGAAGGCUGAGCAAACGACAGCAGCCAAGAAAGCCCUCGGGGAAUGCGAGCAGGCUGAUGCCAUGAUCGCAAGGGAUCAGGCUGGCACCAACAGGCGGCAAGGCCAGCUGACCAAGGAGCAGUCGAAGUUCACGGACAUCAGGGACAAUCUCCUCCAGGUGCUGAUAGAUGAUGGCAUCAAUGCAAACGGAAGUGCCAAAGAGUCGAAGAAGGCUUGCGACAAGCUCCUGAAGCAGAUUACGAACCUCGGUGCCGAAUCUGCUCUGCUGGCGGCGGCUCCUGCGGUGCUGCUCAAGAAGCCCGAGGAGAGAGCUCGC